Messenger RNA from Candidozyma duobushaemuli, 609 nucleotides. RefSeq lists its product as uncharacterized. NCBI's taxonomy places the organism in Eukaryota, Fungi, Ascomycota, Pichiomycetes, Serinales, Metschnikowiaceae. The record is from RefSeq and is a predicted model, not a curated record. The transcript has a single exon. Bases 1 to 609 code for a protein of 202 amino acids.
AUGAGUCUUGAAGAUGUGCUCAAAGCGCAGGAGCUGGACUUGGCAAGAGAAGCCGAGGUGGUCAGGGUGCUCAAUUGUGCUGAAGGAGACUACUUUGCCGUUUUGCAAAUCAACCCGUUGCAUGAGCCCAGCAGCAUAGAUACCAGGGUGAAGAAAGCAUUCAGAAGGAAGUCAUUGUUGAUUCACCCAGACAAGGUGAAACAUCCAGAGGCUUCCAAGGCUUUUGAUUUGUUAAAAAAGGCAGAGUCGGUAUUGAACGAUCAGGAGAGCAAAGAAAGGGAGGGUUUGGUUGGAGUAUAUGAGACCAUAGCCAACAGUCUAGAUAUAGACGUCAUUGAAGACUUUGACAGUAAGGAGAAUGGCCUAAUACGGGAGAAGGUGGCUCAGACUCUAGAGCAUCAAAAGAAGGACAGAGAGGUGGAGCGAUUGUACCAACAAAGAGAAGAAGCUCAGAAGAACGAAGAAGUCAAGAAUGCUGCCAAUGAUCGAGAACUACGAAAGAAAUGGGAAAACCGCUGGGAGAACGACAGAGACACCAGGGUGGAACUGUGGAGAAAGUACAAGGUGGAAAAGAAGAAAAAGAAGAAGCCCAAGAAGGUGCUUGUCUAA